Molecule: messenger RNA, 288 nt
Organism: Suillus subalutaceus
Lineage: Eukaryota; Fungi; Basidiomycota; Agaricomycetes; Boletales; Suillaceae
Exons: 1
Source: RefSeq, a predicted model, not a curated record
CACUGCCUUUUUCUUUCCGCUUUUAUGCUUACAUCCACAGUAAUAUGUGAUGACACUUACUCCAAUAAAACCUGGAGUAUUGUGGUGCAGAGUAUGUUCCAAUUGUGCAAAUUAACCAGAUGGAGUGUAAAUAUGUCAGUAUCUGGAGUGAGGGCACAGUCAAGAAAGAUUUCUAGGUCAAAGACAACCCCCCUGUCUACCACAAAUUUAUUCCCGCCUCCUCCAGCUGCUUUGAAUUUUGUAGGUCAAGAACCUUACCCAACUUACAUUCUUCCCUCAUCUUCAAAG